Anopheles nili is the source of this 3302-nucleotide messenger RNA. It is a transcript of the gene REPTOR, whose product is annotated as protein CREBRF homolog. Gene Ontology annotation, cellular component: nucleus. Gene Ontology annotation, molecular function: RNA polymerase II transcription regulatory region sequence-specific DNA binding; DNA-binding transcription factor activity, RNA polymerase II-specific. The record is from RefSeq and is a predicted model, not a curated record. The transcript has 5 exons. Lineage: Eukaryota; Metazoa; Arthropoda; Insecta; Diptera; Culicidae. Bases 1 to 2682 code for a protein of 893 amino acids. Gene Ontology annotation, biological process: response to unfolded protein; regulation of transcription by RNA polymerase II.
AUGAUGAACAGUUUCGGCGGCUUGCAGAGCGGAGGCGGCCUUAACUACACCGGUAUCGAUUACUUAGACGGAACGUCGACCCUAUCGGUCGUGAAGCAGGAACCGUCCGACGGCAGUGUUCCUGCCAUCGCGACAAGCGGAACGAACACAGCUAGCGGCAUCCCGCUGAAACAGGUGCACUUCAUGAUGGACGCACUGAGCAGCAACCCGAUGCUGACCACGGCCUCGAUGCCGAUUCCAUCGCGCAACGCCAACCAUCAGCGCGCGAUGCAGUCUGAUUUGGACUUUGUCACCGAGAUGGAACAGUUCCGUACCGGUCAGUUGCUGCACGACGUCGGUACGGUGACGGGAUCCGGAGUCGUCGGUGGCACCGGAAACAACUUUCAGUCCGGCAGCCUGCCGGCACAAUUGGACGGAUUUUUCACCAUCCCGAGCGGCUGGGACAACAUGAUCAUCACAAGUGAGGGUAUCGAUCUGGGCCCAAUGAACGUAGCCGGUCUGCCGAUGAUGGACUCCUGGAACAACCUGAUCUCGUCGACGUCCAAUGUGGCACCGCUCGAGGAUGGAACGAUUCCGCAGAGCAUCACGGGGGAGUUGGCUGGGAAUGGAAUGGUUGGUGUUGGUGCAGACGUCGGAAUGGGCGGCCAGCAGAUGAUGGAGGAGUUCGAGGUAUAUCCGUUGGAGGAUUUCGGUGAUGGGCUGUUGUGUAACGAUUUGAGCACGAUCGAUGGGAUGUUUAACGACGAAAUGACGCUGCUCAGCCAGCCGCUUGGUCAGCAGUCACCGAAUCUGAGCGGGGAUAGCGCCAUCAUACUGUCACCCAGUCUGCCGCAGCAGAUCCUAGGUCGAUCGUCGAACUUGAGCCUUUCGUCGGGUGGCAUGACUGUCUUGAGUGGUGGCGGUACUGGCGACAACACCGUGGGAAGCGUCGGUAGCAACAGCCUGUCGUCUGGUUUUGGUCCGGCAACGGGUGGAAUGCAGAUUUUCACGAACGAUCCGAUGGUAGCGGCCAGCUACGUCAACACGAACAGCAAUAACAGCCUGUUGUAUGACGAGCAGACGCGCAUCUCUUCGUCGCCGUUCGAGUUGUACACCAAGCAGGAACCGGGCAGUGCCGUUCAGUCCCCACUGGCGUUCUCACCGAGCAGCCACGGCUCCAGCCCGUCGGUCUCCGAGGGAGGCCACCUAAUGGUACCGCAGCCAACCAGCUCUGUGGCGAAAAAUCUGCUCCAACAGCAGCUGCAGAGCUCGUUCAACAACAACACGCUGUACAAUGGGGGCGCUUCGAGCACGAUCAGUGCUGGAAAGCUGAUCAAGAACGCGAGCGGUUCCACAUCGCCGGGAAAUAACAACAGCGAUUCGGUGAAGAACCAGAACAUUGGUGGCAGUCCGGGGCUUGAAGGACAGCAACAGCAGCAACAGAUGCCGAUCCGUGCCUCGCGACGUGGCUUCAACUUCAGCCGGAACAGCGGCAAUGUGGGCCAGGUGCAGCAUAAUCCGAAGUAUUCCACCUUGCAACAGUUGCUGAUGAGCAACACACCGGAUCGUCUCGGCAGCGGUGGCAACGUGUUGCUGGGUCAGUCCGUUCCCGCUGGUAGCGGUUCCGCUGGGUUGCUGUCGGGUGCUGCGCUUAGCCCCGGUGGAGGAAGCCACUCAUCUGGUCGGCGGCUGUUGCAGGCGCAAUUGCAGGCCGGUCCUACCGCGGCUGUUUCAGUGGGCACGAAUGCCGGCACGUCUGGUACGGCCAUGUCGCGCCUUUCAUCCUCUGCUCCGACUCACAUUUCGGGCUUCGAGCAGAUUUGGCAGCGCCGUGAGCCACGUCCGCAUCUGCUGUCGACUGGAAGCCUGGCUGAGGCCGGUUCCACUUCAUCGCUUAGCACCGGUAGCAUCCUCAGUCCGGAAGCUCCGGAUUACUCGCACGAUGAGGGUUACUCCGAUGACAGCGAUCAUUAUGAGGAUUACUCCAGUGGCGAAGACUCCGACAGCGAAGAUACGGGGAAGGUAUCCGGAAGUGUCGGUAGCAGCAAGGCAAAGCGCUACUUCUGGCAGUACAACGUACAGGCAAAGGGACCCAAGGGCCAGCGGUUGGUCAUCAAGACGCAGGUCGAAGACCCACACGUGCUGAACGCGGUCACCGAUCCGGUCUUCAGUCCGCACUGCUCGGUGCGCGGCAUUAAGAAUCUUCGUUUACAGCAUAGCGGCAAGGCGCGCAAGGGAGACGGUAACGAUCUGACACCGAAUCCGCGCAAGCUCCACAACAUUGGCAAGGAGUUGGACAAGCUUGGCCGCGUCAUCAACGACAUGAAGCCGGUCAGCGAGUUGCCGUUUAAUGCGCGCCCGAAAACGCGCAAGGAGAAGAACAAACUCGCGUCCCGCGCCUGCCGGCUGAAGAAGAAGGCCCAGCACGAGGCGAACAAGAUCAAGCUGUACGGCUUGGAGACGGAACACAAACGCCUCAUGAACGGAAUUUUGCACUUGAAGCAGAUCUUGACGGCCAAGUGCAGCACCUCCGGCAUGUCGAGCGAAAAUCCAGAAGAGUAUAAGCAGCAACUGGACACAUUGGUGCAAACGUCAUCUAAAAUUAAAAUUGCUGGCAACUCAACUGAGUUCGUGAACAAGAUGCUCGAAAAUGUGCGGGCGGGUAACAAUAUCAGCAUUGAUACGGUGCUGGAGCAGUUCUAGGCCGACGCGGAUCGCUCUUUACUUCAAAAUUGCGUGGAAUGCACUAAAUUAACUACUAACAGGUACAGAAGCACGGAGCAGAGUUGACAAGCGGUGUUUAUUUUCUGUUGAGCUGAGGUGCCGAAAGACGCUGGCAUGUCCCAGUGGUCUGAAGGACGCAAAACCAAUGAUGAAUCGAUGAGACUGUAAGAUAAAAAAAAGAAAGCAACCAAUUACCUUCGAUUUGUUUAACCCAUAUACUUUUUGCAAAUGCCUAUGAUGCGCUUAUAAACAGUGAUGCAUAUGUAGCACAUAGUGCACAGAAUUAGUGAUACUGUCGUUACUAUGCAAAUGCCGGCAAAGCACGUGGAAAAGCAAUUACUCCGAACGGCUCGAAAACGAAUACCACCUAAGAAAGGAUCGAAGCCCGAAGAAACAAGAAGGUACAAAAUCAGGAAACGAGUUAAGGAGUAGCUUCCGAGCCAGCAUGAUGAAAUUAAGGGGCAUCGUGGUGAAUUGAUAUUUGAUACUAGCGAGUACGAAAGUGUUUCUUAUAUAUAUACAAGCAUAAAUCUACCUUCGUAUAUCCCCGCGACUACACAGUUGUCCUUGGAUUUUAAUUUGCAAACAAUAUUAUAUUG